This is a messenger RNA of Ambispora leptoticha, 399 nucleotides long. The record is from the annotation of a GenBank genome assembly. NCBI's taxonomy places the organism in Eukaryota, Fungi, Glomeromycota, Glomeromycetes, Archaeosporales, Ambisporaceae.
GCGUUGUGUGAAUAUAUGGCAGAUAGUCAUAGAGCACGAAGAAAUCGAAUUGGCGCACAAUAUUUUGACAAAUUUCGUACACAUUUUUGGGAAAGACCUGAAGAUGAAUUUGAUAGAAUCUCACCAUCUAUUGAGGAAGUUGAGCGUGAAUUAAGUAUGAGAUCCAUUGUUAGACGAAUAAACCGAAGUUCAUCUAUUACUAAAAACAAUCCUGAUGCUGAGCAAAAUAUUGGCCGUGCCAACUCUGCUGAAACAAUAUUUCUUCAACCACCACCUUAUGAGGCCACAAAUGAAACGCAAAAUCAGAGUCAUGACGAUUCCAAUAAUUUAUCAUCUAAUUAUCAAAUAUGCUCCUGUCACGAAAUGAAAGUGAUGUCAGUAUAUGGAAUCGAUAAAUGA